AUGUCCAACAGAAACGGCGUCUGUCUUCUAUCCCGGGGUGAAGACGGUGCCUGUCAAUUGUGGACCGUCGAGCUGCAUGCAGGGACUCCGCCAGAGAUACCCCUAACGGCCCGUCUGAGGGCAGAGUCAAGUGAUCGACACCAUUCUGGGAAGAAUGCAUGGUCCAUGACCCACGUUAAUGAUGGUCAAGAUUUGCUCGUCCAGACUGGCGGCGCUGAUGGGCAGAUCAUCUCCAGAAGAUUUGAUGUCUCGCGUGGGAGCAUGGCCUCGUCUGCCACCUUCUCGACGCCUUUCAAGGACAUUACGGGUUCCUCGAUGUCAUUGAAGCAUUACUUGUUCUUGCACUCGGGUGCGUGCUUGGCUGCUACGGAUCGAGGCGACUUAUUCCGAUUGACUGCUAGCCAUGACAAGUUGAAUUGGAUCAGCUUAAUACCGAAUCCUGGAAGUGGCGGCCUUGUGCUCUGCUCCGCUGAAAGCCUGCAGCUCGUUCUCGUCGCAUAUCAGAGAGGUGGACUGUCGGCGUUACUCACCAACAACGACUCUUUAGUCCCUGUCGAAUGCGACCUCGAAGGUGCAAUUUCUUGGAUGCGGCUUGCCUCUCCACAUGCCACAGAACUGCCAUCGUCUACAGUUUGUGUUGUUGCCUCGUUGGCGAAUCGGAAGACAGUCAUCCUCUGGGUGAGCAUCAAAGACGGUUCAGUCCAGGUGAGCCAAACAUCUUUGAAAACACCGGAAACCUUCACUGUCACGUCUUGUUGCUACGACAGCUCUAGCCAGGUGUUGGCUCUUGGUUCCCGUGCUGGAGCUCUUGCAAUCUAUCGCCAUGUGACAUCUGAAUCAGAAACAUCUGGAGAGCCAUCGUCCCUUCGCCAUGCCCACGGCACGGAUAGUGUUGCUUCCGUCACUAUUCUGCGAGAAGAUGCGCAACCUUCCAGGGAGACAAUCCAUGUUCUGACGACAGGACGUGACGGAAUAUACGCAAUCCAUCGUGUCAAUUGGCCACAGUCCGCAGACACGCAAGAAGCCACCGUGACGGCUGUCCACAGGUCUGCUCUCCCGUUCGGGCCCAACAUUGAGGGGGCUUUCUUUACGUCGGGCCAAGAAUCAUCACAUGUGACAGAGCCAGAUUUGAUUCUCUACGGCUUCCGCUCGACGUCAUUUGUUGUUUGGAAUGAAACACAGCAAUCUGAAGUGUUAUCUGUCGAGUGCGGUGGGCCUCAUCGCAGCUGGGCGUUUCGAGACUGUUCCAAGUUUCGUGAUGGAGGUGGGAAAUCAUUUGUCUGGACUAAAGCCCGCACAUUGAACUGGCACUCAUCCCAGGGAUCCAACCACGAAUUGAUCCAAAAGGGAGGGCAAGGGCGUGAGAUCAAGGCUGUGGCUCGCAGUCCUGUGUCGUACGAUCGCCUCAAACAGGAACACCGCGCCCAAGUUCUCAUAGCCACAGGAGCUGAAGACACCAACAUUCAGCUCUUUGCUAUACCUCGUACCGCGAAAGCUACAUGCCGACCUCGACCAUCUGGGGAAUCCGUACCAGACACCUCUGCGUUUCGCGCCGUGUCGACUCUGAAGCGACACAAUACGGGCAUCCAACAUCUCCAAUUCUCACCGUCGGGUAGAUACAUCUUUAGCAGUGCUGGAUGCGAAGAAUUCUUUGCGUGGAAAGUCACCUUUGACGUGCCCGGCAUUGAAACCGGAGUGGUACUAUGGGACAUGAUGCCGACUCGGGAAGAAGACUCGGAUGCGCGGAUCAUGAGCUUUGAUUUGCAGUGUAGCAACUCUGAAGACGAGAACGCAAGUGAGGAAUACACGAUCGUGAUGGCGUACUCGAACGGAAAGGCAAAGGUGGUACGCUAUACACCUGGAUCCAGCAGGAGUAACGAGAUGUUUGAGACGCUGCGAGAAAUCAGCUACGGUUCCUUCUGUGUGAUGCAGGCUUUCUUCCUUUCGCCGAGCUUCAUCCCAGCUUCGACCUUUGGAUCUGACGAGCUUCGAGUGGGAGCGUUGUCGGCGGGCACCAACGGGAUCCUAAACCUCAGCCUUCUGAAUCCCCGCUCUCCGUCUAAUCGGUCGACUGUUUCGCCCGAUACAGCGCUUGAAUCGCCGAUGGAAGUCCACAAGGUGCAUCAGAGCAGCGUCCUUGCCAUGGACAUGAUACGCCUCAGUCCCACAACCUACCUCGUCGCGACCGGCGGCGAUGACAACGCACUAGGCCUGACACUGCUUACUGCUUUACCUUCAUCUACGAUCGCGCCCGCAUUAGAGACCAACACCGAAAGACAAGCACCCUCCUACCACUUCCGGACGCUGCUCAUUCCUGCCGCCCACGCCGCAGCCCUCACGACGUUGAAAGCCACGAACCUCAGACGCACACAAACGGGCUAUUCGGUUGUCGUGGUGACCGUGGGGAACGACCAGCGCGUCAACGUCUGGGAUGUCCAUGUCGACUCUGGUAGGGACGGUGAGCCUGUCAUUCCCCACGUCGGGCAAGAUGAGCUCUUCGAGGCCGUCCAGGUGAGACUCGUCGGAGCUGGAUGGACGGCAGUUGCGGACGUCAGUGAUUUGGACAUUAUCGAGGACGAGCCCGGGACUAUGGAAAAUGAUGUAGGGCACGGUGAGAAGGGUGGGGCCGAGAGAGGAUGGAGUAUCCUGGUGGUGGGUGUUGGGAUGGAGCUUCUGAGGGUGGUCGCUCGAUGA
Molecule: messenger RNA, 2694 nt
Organism: Fonsecaea nubica
Lineage: Eukaryota; Fungi; Ascomycota; Eurotiomycetes; Chaetothyriales; Herpotrichiellaceae
Exons: 1
Coding region: 1-2694 (897 amino acids)
Biological process (GO): tRNA methylation
Cellular component (GO): cytoplasm
Molecular function (GO): protein binding
Source: RefSeq, a predicted model, not a curated record